AUGAAGAAAUUGAGUUUUAUGUUAGUGUUAGCGAUGCUCAGCGUAUGCUUUCUAUCUGAAGCCAAUUGUGAAGACGAUGCUACCGUCGAUGACAGUGAUACUGGCAGCAAUGACAACGACGGUAAUGAUGAAGAUACUGGCAGCAAUGAUACUGGCAACAAUGACAACGAUGAUAAUGAUGAAGAUAUUGGCAGCAAUGAUACUGGCAACAAUGAUAACGACGAUAAUGAUGAAGAUACUGGCAGCAAUGAUAGCGACGAUAAUGAUGAAGAUACUGGCAGCAAUGAUACUGGCAACAAUGACAACGAUGAUAAUGAUGAAGAUACUGGCAGCAAUGAUAGCGACGAUAACACUGGUGAUACUGACAACAAUGGUGCCAGCGAUAAUACUAGUGGAACUGACAACAAUAGUGGCAGCAACAAUAACGGAGGUAGCAAUAACGGCAAUAGUGGUGGAACUAGCAUUGGAAAUAGCGGAAGCAAGCCAUCAGGUCCGGUUCGUAAAAGGCUUACAAUACGUAAUUUCAAAUAUACAAUGCGGAAAAAAGUGGUGAAACAACAGAUACGCGGAAACAAAAAGGCCAAAGGCCGAAAACGUAUAAAUAAUCGUAGUGGAGCAAAAUCUGGCUUACGUAUGUAUAAACCUGCAGUUAUUACUGGAUAAAUGCCAAAGUGUCUUAUAUGUGUACCGAGCUUCCAGAAGAGGAAAUACUUAUACUAAAUAAUACUUAUACUAAAAUACGUACAUACAGUAAAAAAUCACAAAUUUUAUUUUUAUCAAUAUCAAAAACUUUUUAUGCACAUCGAAAUAUUUGUUACCCAUUUUGCGCAACAAAAUUAAAUAUAUUCGGAUGAUAGACAUUUUUGUAG
Molecule: messenger RNA, 869 nt
Organism: Bactrocera neohumeralis
Lineage: Eukaryota; Metazoa; Arthropoda; Insecta; Diptera; Tephritidae
Product: N66 matrix protein-like
Exons: 1
Coding region: 1-663 (220 amino acids)
Source: RefSeq, a predicted model, not a curated record